Molecule: messenger RNA, 951 nt
Organism: Scutellospora calospora
Lineage: Eukaryota; Fungi; Glomeromycota; Glomeromycetes; Diversisporales; Gigasporaceae
Source: the annotation of a GenBank genome assembly
AUGCAAAAACGAUUAAUGGCUUUUUUUACUUUAUUGGUUCUAUUAAUCUCUCUUUUCACACCUACUUUCGCUGAAAUUAAAUCACACGGAAUAACGUUUAAUAAAAGAUUAAAUGAACCUGGGCAAUGCGUUGGAAAUUUAACUCGAAGAAAUCAUCCUACAAACAAUCCUUUAGGUUGUUAUAUUUUAAACGCGACCUUAGCAGAUAGUCUCGAUAUUAAAGAAUAUAGAGAUCAGGAUGGAAAUUUAAUGGACCCCGGUUUAUGUAUUAUUCAUUGUGCGGACUAUUUUUAUAAUUUUGCAGCCCUUACAAAUUCCAACACAUGUAGAUGUGGUAACAAAACUGGUUUAGACGCAUAUACUAAAUUAACUGAUAGCACAUUAAUUAAUCAAAAUUGUAAUCUAACGUGCGUUGGUAAUUCAAGCUAUAUAUGUGGUGGGAAAAAUAGCUUUACAGUUUACAACGUCUUAAAUAGUAUUCCAAGUUACACAGUACCUAAUAAUAUGAGUAUUAAUCAAAAGUCUGAAAUAAUUAAUAAUCUUAGUAAAGACUCUCGAUACCUAGGAUGUUUUAAAGAAAGCCAAUACUGUAAUCAAAGAGUUUUAAAUGGUACUUCACGUGAUCUUUUUAAUAUGACAGUUUCAAAUUGCUUGGGUUUUUGUUGGAAUAAUGGUUUCGCAUACGCGGGACUUGAGAUAGGAAGUCAAUGUUUCUGCGCCAAUAAUUUUGAUAGUAUAAGCAGAUUAUCAAUCGAAGAUUGUAGUUCUAGUUGUGUAGGCAAUAGUUCAGAAAUCUGUGGUGGUCCUCUGGUUCUUAGUAUAUAUAAUUCUUCUUAUUAUAAUGCAAACAGUAAUAAUACCAAUUUAAGUAUAGGAGGUAUUGUUGGAAUUGUUUGUCAUGAUGAACCUAUUCAACAUCUUAACGGAGAAAAGCCAGAAAAGCCGAUAUAA